AUGGCACACAACCUGUCAGACAUUUUGAAGGAUGCUUCCGUAGACUUGACUCCGUACGAGGAUCUCUACAAGCAUUUCCACGCCCAUCCCGAACUUUCACUGCAAGAAGAAUCUACCUCUCAAAAGGUCGCAGCCCAUCUGUCCCAGUUGAACGCUUAUGAGAUCCACACCAAUAUCGGCGGCUAUGGCCUCGCAGGUGUCCUCAGGAAUGGCGCCGGCAAGACCGUCCUUCUGCGAGCUGAUAUGGACGCACUCCCCGUCAAGGAACUCACUGGACUCCCGUACGCGAGCACGGUUACUAUGCGUGACGCCGACGGCGUCGAAAAACCAGUGAUGCAUGCCUGUGGACAUGAUAUGCACAUGACAUGCCUACUUGCAGCGGCUGAGACUCUUGCGAACAUGCAGCAUGCGUGGAGCGGAACGCUGAUCGUGCUGUUUCAGCCCAAUGAGGAACGGGGCGGUGGCGCGCAGGCUAUGGUAGACGAUGGACUUUAUUCCAAGAUCCCAGUCCCCGAUUAUGUCUUUGGCCAGCACGUCAUGCGCAUGCGGGCAGGAAGCGUUGGCUGCCGGCCUGGAACCAUCAUGGCUGCUGCCGAUAGUCUUAAAGUUACCGUCUAUGGGCGCGGCGGCCAUGGAUCCCUGCCGCAUCAGACUGUCGAUCCGGCACUUCUGGCUGCGCAUAUUGUUGUCAGACUGCAGGGUAUCGUGAGCAGAGAGAUUGAUCCCAGCGACCUCGCGGUCGUGACUGUCGGAAGCCUGCAAGCGGGGCAGACGGAGAAUAUCAUUGCGGAUCGGGCCGAGAUUGGGCUUGACUUUCGGACUGUCAAGCUGGAGACCAGGCAGAAGAUUCUUUCUGCUGUUCAGCGCAUUGUGGAGGCCGAGUGCAUGGCUAGUGGCUCCCC
Messenger RNA from Aspergillus lentulus, 902 nucleotides. Its product is annotated as M20 family metallopeptidase. NCBI's taxonomy places the organism in Eukaryota, Fungi, Ascomycota, Eurotiomycetes, Eurotiales, Aspergillaceae. The record is from RefSeq and is a predicted model, not a curated record. Gene Ontology annotation, molecular function: hydrolase activity.